GCCAUGUUGGAAAGUUGAGUUUCCAAGACACGCGUGGCGUGGCGGGCGGCGUGUCUCUCUUAAUGAAAUUUCAAGAUGGCUGAAAUGCCUCUAAGUAAAUUCCAUGGAACUGCUGAAGACUACCUCAACUGGUUUAAUGGUGUUGAGUUUGAGAAGGUGGUACUUCCAAAGAGCCAGACUGAUGGUAAGGGGCUCCAAGUGCCUGAAACUGAACAGGAUUCCUGUUCUUUCAUUGACACGUCUGCCUACAUGGAUCGUAAACACGGUCAGGAUUAUGCUGCCAAGUACAAGAAAGAGUUUGAGGCACUGCCAUUAGUUGAUACUAAACAACAUUCCAAGGUGUGGUCAGUGGAAGAAGAUACAAUGACAGAAUCACUCUUGAAUGAGGACGGGGUGAAUGCUGCCCAAGUUUAUUUGCAUUAUAACUUCUGUGUAUACAAUCAAGACUCAACACUGCCCGUAUUUGAUGACCAGAAAUUGAUCCUUAAGGAAAUUUCUAACUAUCAAGUUGUGGUAAUUCAAGGAGAAACAGGAUGUGGAAAAUCAACACAAAUUCCUCAGUUCAUCCUAGAUGAUGCAGCAGAGAAAAACGUCCAUUGCAAUAUUGUGGUCACACAGCCUCGUAAGAUUGCUGCUAUUUCUCUGGCUCGUCGAGUUUGUACAGAACGUAAUUGGGUACUGGGAAAAUUAGUUGGUUAUCAGGUAGGUCUGGACAAACGCACCGACAUUGACACAAGACUCGUGUACGUCACGGCAGAAGUAUUGGUUCAGACACUAAUUAACCAACGCAGUCUUGACAAGUUCACACACAUUAUCUUGGAUGAGGUUCAUGAACGAAGCGCUGAGACAGACUUUGCCAUCCUUCUUGUGAAAAAGCUGCUUCGUUCUGUUUCUCCUCGGGUUAAGAUCAUUCUGAUGUCGGCCACCAUUGAUACCUUCAAAUUUUCUGAAUAUUUUGCCACUCCGGUCACGGACCAGUUAGUACCUGCACCCGUUAUUUCCAUAGGGAAGAGGACACGCCACAAAAUCAUGACCUUUUACUUGGAAGAUCUUCGUGUGAUCUGCAGAGACAGACCAACUAUAAUACCCAAGUUACCAAGGAUCAACCCAGGAAACCCGAGUAUAGAUGACGACAUGUACAAAUUUGUUGUCGAGAUGAUAUCGUGUUUUGACAUCUUGGAGGAGAACACCGAGAAGAUGGUGACAACAAGAGGAGCAGUUUUGGUGUUCCUGCCCGGUUUGUUUCAAAUUGAAUGCUUGAUUGACCACCUAGGUGAGAGAGCCGAAAGAUACAAAUGGCAGUUGUUUCCACUUCACUCCUCCAUCACACAUGAGGAACAACAGCUUGCAUUCUCAACCCAACCAAAAGGCUUCAGGAAAAUUAUAUUGUCAACAAAUAUUGCCGAGAGCUCUGUUACUAUAACAGAUAUCAAAUAUGUGAUCGACUUCUGCCUGACAAAGGUGCUGACAUAUGAUAGUGCAACUAACUAUACUUCACUGAAGAUGGACUGGUCAUCGCAGGCUUCUUGCCAACAGAAAGCAGGAAGGUGUGGACGGGUCUCGUCGGGAAGAGUUUACCGUCUUAUACCACAGUCAUUUUUUAGGACUCUGCCUUUAUAUUCAACUCCUGAACUGUGCCGCAUACCCCUCAGCCAUUUAGUGUUGAAGACCAAGGUGCUUAAUAUGGGGGAACCUCAGUCCCUCCUGGCUCUGGCUCUUGAUCCACCAAACUUGGUUGACAUACAUCGAACUAUCCUCACAUUGAAGCAGGCAACACAAGUCUUCCCCCUCACAACAUUUCACCCUGUGCUGUAUAUAUGUAUUUAUUUGUGUAUUUAUUUAAUUGUAUUAAUUUUUUUUCUUUUGGAACAGAUGGGUGCUCUUGCUGUCAAAUCCAACAAUGAGAUAUCUUCCCUAGAUGGUAAUUUAACAUUCUUAGGAGAGGUGAUUGUCGCUCUUCCACUUGAUCCCCGUCUUGCCAAGCUGAUUGUGAUGGGCUAUCUGUUAGGUUGUCUCAGGGAAUGUAUAAUUAUUGCUGCUGGCUUGUCAUUGAGAGGCAUCCAUGCCCAUCCAUUCCGAGAUGAACUAAAUGCCUAUCUUUCCAAGGUCUCCUGGUCUUAUGGCUCCUUCUCUGAUUGCAUUGCUGUUCUCAACGCCUAUGAUCUGUGGCAGAGUUUGCAGCUCAGAGGAAAGUUCAUUCAUCGAGGCGGCCAAACUGAGAAACACUGGGCCAGGCACAGCUAUGUAGACCUCGUUGCCCUACGGGAAGUGCAAACGUUAGUGAAUGAAUUGACAAGUCGUUUGCAACGUUUCAAGAUCGAACCUCAAGUGCAUAAUCCAAUCAAUCAGAGUCACUGCCUUAUUCUAAAGAUAUGCAUAGCAAGUGCCUUCUUCCCACACUACUUCAAACGUUACAUCCCAGAUAACCACGAGGAAGAGAUAUGUCGGGAACUGAAUGGACACGAUCCAUUUAAGACGGUGGUUGUGGGAGGUCUGCCCCCAGAUACUAACAUUGUGUAUGACCAGCAAAUUAGGCAGCUAUUUCAGGAGUGUUCACAAAACCUUCGCAUUUCCUAUGAAGGAAGCAGGGCAUUUAUUCAAUUUCCAAGACUUAGCGGGUCUUCAGAAAAGGAGAAUCACUUCAAGGCUAUUCCAGGAGACUGCCCAACAACAAUGCAUAUGGCUCUCAAAAUGCACCAAAUAACGAGAAUUCAGAAGGGCUUUUUUAUAACUUGUUAUAGUCCAGAGGAAUCUGAAAGAAAAUUGAAGGAGGCCCUGGGCUAUAACGUCCAGUCUAAUUCUUCACUCAAAUUAAGGAAGGAUCCUCAACAAUCAACUCUAUUCACUGCUGUUAGGGUCACCCAACCCUCAGUUUGCAGACUGAAGCCUCCUAUAUUACCAACACAAGUAGAUCAUGCCUGGAAGGUGUAUGUUUCUCAUGUAGAGACGGCAGGACAUUUCUGGGUGGUUUCUAAUGAAAUGGGUGAAACUUUCAAGAUAAAGGAUGAAACACGUGACCUGACUAAUAUUCAGUCCUGUAUUAACUCGGCCAUAUCAAAUGAUGAAGCACCUCCUCUGUCACUAGAGGGCAUUACCCCGGGACAUGUGUGUCUUGCCAAAUAUAAAGACAUUGAUGGUUUACAGUCUUAUUACAGAGCACGUAUUGAGGAGGUCCAUUGUGACUCAAAUGUUUUGGUGUACUUUGUGGACUAUGGAAAUACUGAAUUUGUCGAUGGAGAGGACUUGAGAGCUCUACCUGUUGGCUUAACGGAUGUGAACAUGAAGGCAAUGGAAUGUAUGCUGGCAGAACUAAAGCCGGCCCCGAAAUAUGGUGAAGCUUGGGGAGAAGAAGUGACUAAUUGGGUUCAGAUCCAAAUUGAAAAUCAGUACUGUCUUUUAGAGAUUUACAGUAUUGUGCACGGGGUCUUGAGGGUGAAGGUGCUGAAGAAGCACGAGGGAAAGGAGAUAUCCCUCAGUGAUGAACUGAUUUCAAAGGGUUAUGCAGUCUGUGCUGAUGAAUCCUACCUGUCAAAGCAAAAUCGUGGGUUACGAGCAAUAUAUAGCAGCCAUUUACAGGACAUUUCUACAAGCAAUGCAUGCACUCUUACAUCGGCUGUCUCAUCGCUCUCCCUCAACUGUGAUAGUAAAUCUUCAGUCUUUGAAGGGAAGGAAGAAAAGGCUAAUGGUGGCAUCGUUUGCGGGUUUGAAUUCUUGUGAGUCAAUGGUGAUCCUGCGUAACACCACCUUGAUGCCCCCCAUCCCUGGCCUCUUGUCUCUCUGUCUCCUCCUCUUUUGUCCUGUAGCUGAAUUAAGGGUAAAUAAUGAGUGCACACGCUACACUGGAGCUUUGAUCGGCCUUGGGUAUGAUGAGGAAAAUGGCCGGGCCAUAUAUCCAGAUGAGGAUAUUGAAUUAGAAUUUGACGUUAACUUCACCCAAAAUGAUU
Homarus americanus (American lobster) is the source of this 3944-nucleotide messenger RNA. RefSeq names its product ATP-dependent RNA helicase TDRD9-like (gene spn-E). Gene Ontology annotation, cellular component: intracellular anatomical structure. Bases 76 to 3717 code for a protein of 1213 amino acids. The transcript is spliced from 25 exons. The record is from RefSeq and is a predicted model, not a curated record. Gene Ontology annotation, molecular function: RNA binding; ATP binding. NCBI's taxonomy places the organism in Eukaryota, Metazoa, Arthropoda, Malacostraca, Decapoda, Nephropidae.